UCGUGGUCGAAACGAAAUUUCACAGAGGCAGAGAUCCAGAACAGGACAACAAUCAACAACAAGGGCCUCUCUCUAUUUCUCAGGGUGGUCAGUAGAUGGACAUUUAUUUCCUCUGUCUGAGAGGAGAUUUAUGUCAGCCUAGAAAUGGCAGGGGCUCCCAUGCAAGGUAGCCAGUGUCUUUGGUAUGACCACUACAAAGGAUCUUUAUUUCCACUGGACCUUGAUGCUCCACCUAGCUGCGAACAAAACCGGACGUCUACUUCCUCACUUCUGGAAAUAUGCUGCUCGUAUGUUGUGAAGGAUGCAGCCAUGACCAGGGCAGCAAUAGAUUGUGUGCCAUCCAUCUUGCGUGUGCACAUGAUGGAAGCUGCUUUGAAAGGAAACCACGACAGGUCAAUACAGGCUCUAAUGUCUCGCUGGUCUCUGCAGAGUCUUGUGCUGUCUCGACUGGUGCCCAGUGUUUUCACUUCACUUCUGCCUCUCUAUCGGCCGGUGUAUCAGUCUGAUUUGGUGAGGCAAGGUUUACGAUACACUACAGCUCUGGCACACACAUUCCUGGAGUGUUUGCGGCAAGUAUCAUCCACCAAGAUACGACACCUAGACAUCACAGGAUUUCCUACUGCGGAGGUGAUCCUCUAUUACCUGUGCUCCCACUGCAUGCUGGCUCAUAAUGAGCGACGCAGGAACAACAUGAUAACUCUGUACAACCAGGCUCUUCACCUUGCCCAGGAGUGCCAUGGCUCUACCCCAGACUCACACAGCCCGUUGGACACAUACUUUCAGAACUGUUUACCGGAGAACAUUUCUGUUGAGAUCAAACUGGAUGCGUUUGUGACGUCCGAGUCGUGCCACUCAGAACUCUGUAAAGCGCUCACUGUGUCCGCUUUUCCUGAGACAAGAUUUCGUCUGGUUGUGGAACGACUCAGCAUUACGUGUUUAGGAGGUGAACGAGUUCUACUCUUGCUCAAACAGCUGCGCCCAGAGGAGAUCCGAGGUCUGCAGCUGAAGUACAACUCGCUAGAGAACAGUCAUUUACUGUUGAUGGCUCCAACCCUUCAGUCUCUGACCCAGCUGACCGCCCUGGACCUGUCGUGCAAUCACCUGAACCUCUACCAGGCCUCCUCGGCUCUCAUCUUACAGCAGGUGUUCGCCCCUCUGGUCCAUCUGCGCAGACUCGACCUCAGCAACAACCGGUUGAAGAACCAGCUGGCCACGAUACUGAGCGGCAUUUCUCACCCGCUACAACAGCUGUGCCUAGCUGCAUGUGGACUCACCCCAGCUGAUGUGGGUGCGUUGGCCACCUGCCCUCACACGCUGUCUCUAGAAGAACUGGACCUCAGUGAGAACAGCCUGACGCCGUGCUACGUUUCUCUGGGCCGCAUCCUUGCAAAUAUUUCCUCCUGUGUGAAAGUUCUAGAACUGGAAAACUGUCGCUUCACCGAUGAAAUUGUAAUGAGCCUGACCAUUCAUUUCUCUGGCUUCCAGAACCUGCUGUUUCUCAGCCUGGCAGGCAACACGUGGACCACCAGUACAGUUUUGACUUUGACAAAGGGUGUAGCCAAACUAAAAAAGCUCAAAGUGCUACAACUCUCAUACCCUUAUGAAUGUCACACGGAUGAGGCUUCGUCGGAGGAGUUGGAAUUAUUUAAAGCUACUGUGGCCUCCCUCCUUGAGGCUGAUGAUCUGUUACAUACCCGGCCAAACAAAGUAGAGCUUGUUCUUUUCUGAAGUGGAAAAUGUCCUGUUCUACUACUUAGUCUGUCUCCUUCUUUUUCUUUUCAAUUGCAUCUCAUUUGAAGUCCGGUAUCUAUCAUAUCCUGCUCAGUUCUUUUGUUGGCUCGUACAGCUUCUCCUAUAGUGUCAAUGUGGUUGGCCACGUUGGCCGGGUGGGAAUGGGGUUUGUAAUCUGAGUGCUGUAUUUCUAGUCCAACUAUUUGAAUGCAGCUUUGGAGAGGUAGAAAUCUUACUGUUUUACUUAAUAUGUAUCGAAUAUUUACCACCCCUGGUUAUGAAGUGCUUUUGAAUCUAUUGACAUUUUGAAACAUUUUUUUUUCAUCUAUUUUUGUCUUUUUUAGAAUUCACAUCGAAAGGUUUGUUCAAUACGAUUCUUUUGUCUUUUUGUGCUAGAGUAACUGUACCAGGGCACGACCACAUGGACUAAAAUAUCCUGUUUCGCUUACUGCCGGCAGCUAUCACAACGCUACUGUGUCCGCCAUUAAUUUGGGAUAUCAACUUCCGAUUUCUGCUGUUAGAAUGCGGUUCUCGUCCUUAAUUGUGUUCACAAAAUUGUUUAUAAUAAUGUAACUACUUCGGCAAGGGCGCAACCACUCGGCGAGGGCAUGGCCACCACCAGUGCCAGGCACGACCACUCUGCCUGUUACGCGACCAUUUCGCCCUGGUUGCGACCAGAGUCACCAAAAACUGAACUGUUAGUAUUCAGUAGGUAUAAUAUGUUAGUAAACAAAAUGUGGAUACAGAACUGUUAGACAACAUUCAAACAUGCCAAAUACCGCCUACCUUUGAUGUGUUUUCUUGGUGUGGUCACUCAUGGUGGCGCCAGGGUAGGAGGAUGAAAUUUUCCUGUACUGGGUGCGACCCACCCCUCCCCCCUUCCCCCCCAACUAGGUCAGUUAUGAACAGGCAUCAAAGAAACAUGAUUGAGCAACAAAUGUUAGCAACAAUGAGGCUGGGGUUAGUGUAGAAAGCAAGAAAGGGCCAUAAAUAAUGUCAAUUAUUGAAGGUUAGCGCGACCUUACCUCAGAAACAAUAAAAACUUUUUCGGUGAAAUUUCAAUUUGAUGGUGCCGCCUUUCCAAAACGUACUUGAUUUGAAAAGGAAGCGGAAGUAAACAACCGAAAUUAGUUAAGGGACGCCAUUACCGCUGAAGAUUUUAGCCAAAACUGCCAUGGAAACGGGAGAAUGCGGAAGUAGCCGGGCCCGGGUCACGUUACUCUACCUCUUACUUAGUUUGUUGAUUUUGAAACCAGCAAAGUAUCAAUGGUGUACAUGUACUUUUGAUAUUAUUAUACCUGAAUGAAAGAUAGAUUGUCCAAUCCAAUCUAUAUGCAGUGCUGAGGUAUUCAAGGAAUUUGAUUUUUCCAGUUCGCUUGCAGUGCUAGGGUAGAAAAUAAUGCUUUUUAAAAAAUGUUUGACCUGCCUGUACAGAGAACACCUUUGUACGUUUUUGAUGAACCAUUGGGACUGAUUGCGCGUGUGUGUGUGUGUGCGCGUUCGUGUGUGUGUGCAUGCGUGUGUGAUGCUAUGGGAAGAGGACAGCCAAUUUUGCUAUUCUUUUUUCCUUGAUGCCCUCUAUCGUUGGCUAGCUGUUCAAUUCGUCCCUCAAAACACGUACUAGCGUAAGCCACAUUUUGUUAGUUUUGCACGAGAGACGUUUAAAGAUUAGAGCGAUUUUCACCAUCCCAUUGUGGCGUCAAAUAGCUGACCUUGCCCUUAAUAUUUUGACAUAACGUGUGUGGGCCAACUACUUUUCAAUUGGCUAGAAGCAUCUUUGUGAGAUUAGUAGGUUUUGAAGGGAAAAUGACCUUUUUGUCCGAUACGCUAGUACGUGCUACGUCAAUGAAAGCCUCGAUGUGUGGCUUACGUUAUUAGAUUGUUGGAUACGUUAGUACGUGCUUUUGUAUUCUAAAGCAUAAUGCGUUCAUUGCGUGGCUUAAGCCUAAAUGGUAACUUCCAAAUAACAAUAAAAAUACAAAGAAAGAUCGAUUUGGUUUAAAAUUCACGGGCUGUAUUAUCCGUAACAAAUGACAAUGUUAACAACAACUCGAAAUAUGCAGACGCCAACUGAACAUGAUAAAAAAAUCAAC
Molecule: messenger RNA, 3824 nt
Organism: Aplysia californica (California sea hare)
Lineage: Eukaryota; Metazoa; Mollusca; Gastropoda; Aplysiida; Aplysiidae
Product: leucine-rich repeat-containing protein 14
Exons: 7
Coding region: 145-1728 (527 amino acids)
Cellular component (GO): cytoplasm
Molecular function (GO): protein binding
Source: RefSeq, a predicted model, not a curated record